Molecule: messenger RNA, 1645 nt
Organism: Achroia grisella
Lineage: Eukaryota; Metazoa; Arthropoda; Insecta; Lepidoptera; Pyralidae
Product: zinc finger protein 558-like
Exons: 4
Coding region: 102-1625 (507 amino acids)
Biological process (GO): regulation of transcription by RNA polymerase II
Cellular component (GO): nucleus
Molecular function (GO): zinc ion binding; DNA-binding transcription factor activity, RNA polymerase II-specific; RNA polymerase II cis-regulatory region sequence-specific DNA binding
Source: RefSeq, a predicted model, not a curated record
AUUAAUUUUGUUUGCUAUUGUUUACGUUUUAUAAAUAAAAAUACCAUAUCUAACAUUAAAAUAUAUAUUACACGUUGAAUCUCAUAAUUAUAAUAUGUAAAAUGUCUACCCGUUCUUUAUCAAAGACUAGUGAUUUAUAUACAUAUGAAUAUUUUCUUCAAGAAAAUAUAUGCAGGUUUUGUUGGCGACCAGAGGCGGAUAGAGAAAUAAUAUCGGUCGAAAGUGCAAAGGAAAGUGUUGUAAAAAAUGAACUUGUGGAUAAAAUAAGGGAUUGUUUAGAUCUAGAUUUAUAUGAUGACAACUACCCUAAGAAGACUUGCACAACUUGUUGUAGCAAGAUAGAAAAUUUUUACGAAUUUAAGAUUUCUUGCAGAGAAAAAGAUAUAAAGUUGCGUGAUAUUUUUAAAAAUAAAAUAAACCGUACACUUCCAUUGGAAAAAUGUGUAAAAGUUGAAAAAAUCGAAGACAUUUCAAAUUUAGAAUUAGAGAAUAAUCAAUUGAAUGGUGAGUUUUUGAAUUUACAACAGUCAGACGGGGAAAGCAAUUAUGAACCUUCAGAAAACGAAAUAGAGCUUAAUUUAGUAAAAGUGAAAAGGAAAAAAUAUAAACCAAAAAGGUCACCUACAUAUUGCAAUAUUUGUAGAGUUGAUUUUGAGACCACAGAUAAACUAAACAUCCAUAAUGCAGAAUCUCAUGGUAUAGAAGAAAAAAGUGGUUUAUUCAAAUGUUUUGGUUGUGAAAAGAGGUUUAAAAGUAGAAAGACACGUCUGGGCCACGAAAUUAACUUCUGUAAAGGCUUAAAAGAUGGAUACAAGUGUGGUAUGUGCACUAGGUUUCUUCCAAAACGGAGAAUGUAUGAAUCACAUAUGAGAGACCAUAGACACAAUCCUAAUGCUUCUGUGGAGUUACCAGAAGAUAUUUUUGAGUGUGCAAAGUGUUUGCAAUGUUUUAAAACUAGAGAAUGUUUAAAAACACAUUUGUCUGAACAUGAUGCUGAUAAAAAGCAUUUUGUUUGUGAAACAUGUGGCAGGGUGUUCACUCGUCAAGACUACCUGCACAAGCAUAAAUUGACACAUACAGGCACAAAGCAGCAUGUGUGUCCCCAUUGUGGCUUCAGGACCACUCAGAGGUCUUCUCUCACUGUACACAUUCGGAAGCACACUGGUGAAAGGCCAUACAGCUGCGACGUGUGUCCGCAGCGCUGCAUCUCCAGCUCUAAUCUGCGAGCUCACCGCCGGAGGCAUCUUGGUUUCAAGAAGUACGAGUGCAAUAUUUGCAACAAAAAGUUCGGCUACAAAGUAAGUCUAGAAGAACAUAUUGCAUCGACUCAUGAACGAUCGCAGACUUAUCCUUGUGAGCAAUGUGGCGCCAUUUACACUAGAGUACGAGGUUUGCGGCGCCAUCUGUUAGCAAAACAUGCGAAACAAGACGUCAAAAUCAAUAGAAUCGACAAGACAACUACAAACGGUGAUGUCUACUUGAAAAUGACAACGCAAAAUGAGAUUAAUGCUGAAGAGAAUAAGGACGUGAUUACUGUGAAGGAAGUAAACUAUGAGAUCAAAGAUGGCGAAGAUUUCGUAUUAAUUAGUACUGACAAUAAUGUUAUAUUGUCAAAAAUAUAUUAAAUGUAUUAAGAAUUUUAAAA